Messenger RNA from Onychostruthus taczanowskii (white-rumped snowfinch), 2196 nucleotides. Its product is annotated as primary amine oxidase, lung isozyme-like. The record is from RefSeq and is a predicted model, not a curated record. Lineage: Eukaryota; Metazoa; Chordata; Aves; Passeriformes; Passeridae. Gene Ontology annotation, cellular component: plasma membrane. Gene Ontology annotation, biological process: amine metabolic process. Gene Ontology annotation, molecular function: primary methylamine oxidase activity; copper ion binding; quinone binding. The transcript has 5 exons. Bases 1 to 1563 code for a protein of 520 amino acids.
AUGGCCAGUGCCAUUGCCUGUUUGGCUGGACCCUGUUCCCCUCCUCCAGCCCCAUCUGCGCUAGGCUGUAACUCAGGAUCGUUUGUGGCUGGCACACUGGAGGUGGUCAGGCUCAAGCAGCCCCAGGCUGAUGCGGUUCUGGGCUCAAUGAAGACCCGGCGCCUGCCUGGGCCCCCGGGCCCGCUGCAGUUUGAGCCGCAGGGUCCCCGCUACAGCGUCAGGAACAACCACAUCACCUUCCAGGGCUGGAGCAUCGCCUUCGGCAUGAACCCCAACACUGGCCCGCGCCUCUUCGACAUCAGGUACCGCGGGGAGAGGAUUGUCUAUGAGCUGAGCCUGCAGGAAGCCUUAGCCCUGUACGGCUCCAACUGCCCGGGGGGAAUGUCCACCCGCUACCUGGAUGGCAGCUUUGGCAUCGGCAGGUUUGCCUACGAGCUGGUGCGGGGCCUGGACUGCCCCUACACAGCGACCUACGUGGACCGGCACUACCUGGCAGAGACGGAUACUCCCAAAACCAACCAAAACUCCCUCUGCAUUUUUGAGCACGACUCUGCCCUCCCUCUGAGGCGCCACUUCUCCGACUCACAGUCCUUCUACUACGGUGGGCUGAGGAAAAACACGCUGGUCAUCCGCAGCAUCUCCACGCUCAUCAACUAUGACUACAUCUGGGACUUCAUGUUCCAUGCCAGCGGGGCCGUGGAGGUCCGGGUGCACGCCACUGGCUACAUCAGCUCCUCCUUCUUCCAUGGCCGAGGCACCGACUAUGGCAACAAGGUUGGGCCCCACACGCUGGGAACGAUGCACCUCCACCACAUCCACUACAAGGUGGACCUGGAUGUUGACGGGCAGCUGAACUCUGUGGAGACCCAGGAUAUGGAGUACGAGUUUGUCAGAGAUCCCUGGAGCACACAGAGCACCAUUGAGCGGCCAUACCUCCGCAGGGAAAGGCUGCAGAGGGAGGAUGAGGCAGCAUUCCCACUCCAUGUCCCCAUGCCCCGCUACCUGUCCUUUGUCAGCCCCAAUCCCAACAAGUGGGAACACCCACGCAGCUACAGGAUCCAGAUCAUCAGCUUUGCUGGGAAGCACCUGCCCACCAACAGCUCCAUGGAACGCUCUGUCAGCUGGGGCAGGUACCAGCUGGCUGUCACCCGGAGGAAGGAGGAGGAGCCCACCAGCACCAGCAUCUACAACCAGAACGACCCCUGGACACCCACUGUGGCCUUUGCUGACUUCAUCAACAACGAGACCAUCACCAACCAGGACUUGGUUGCCUGGAUCACUGUGGGGUUCCUGCACAUCCCUCAUGCUGAAGACAUCCCCAACACAGUGACAGUGGGGAAUGGUGUUGGCUUUUUCCUGAGGCCCUACAACUACUUCAACGAGGACCCCUCAGUGGAUUCACCUGACAGUGUCUACUUCAGCAGUGAGCAGGAUGUUGGGGCAUGUGGGGACAAUCCCCUUGCCUGCCUGUCCCCUGCUGCCACCUGUGCCCCCCGCCUGCCCCCCUUCCACUUUGGGGGCUUCCUCAACCUCAGCCUGGCACCGCCUCUUGGCGGGCCCUGAUGGGCCAGGGGCUGCUGCUGCCUCUCGGGUGGGUGCUCAGAGGGUCUCUGUCCCACAGCAGGACCUGCCCUCCCCCUGCCCAGGGUGUCCUGUGCUCAGGGUCAGGUUUUGGGAGAAGCUCAGCUCUUGUUUCAGCACUGCCAGAGGAGGACCCAAAGCCUCUGAAAAGCAGCUCCUGGAAGUGAUUUUUUUGUUUCACCCUGGAUGUCACCCUGUGUACUGUGGGGUGCCCACAGCCGCUCCCCUCCUCCGGGAUGGGCUUCCACCACCCCCCAUCACUGCUGCACACAGGGGCACAGUGCUGGCCACAGCACAAAGCUGCAGCUGCCCUCGGAGCUGUGGUCCAGCUGAGGUUUUGCCCACAGUGGCAGGAGUGAGUGGUGUGGUGCUGCUGUGGAACUGCCACAGGAUGCCCAAAUCUCCUCCCCAGCCACACAGCCAUUGCAGCAUCGAGGGCCAGCAGGGCCAGCUCUGCAGAGGGAGGUGCUGCCCUGGGCUCACUGGGAGGCUGCUGGAGGAACCCAUGGCUACAGGAGCCCAUGGCUGGGCCUCUGGAUGGGCACUGCCCGGGCUGGCUGCCCCGUGUGUGCCCUUCCCAAUAAACAAGCACUCGAGUGCUUCUCCUGAACAAAC